Cucurbita moschata (crookneck pumpkin) is the source of this 865-nucleotide messenger RNA. Its product is annotated as lipid transfer-like protein VAS. Gene Ontology annotation, molecular function: lipid binding. Lineage: Eukaryota; Viridiplantae; Streptophyta; Magnoliopsida; Cucurbitales; Cucurbitaceae. The record is from RefSeq and is a predicted model, not a curated record. Gene Ontology annotation, biological process: lipid transport. Bases 369 to 794 code for a protein of 141 amino acids. The transcript has 2 exons.
AAUUCAAAGUUAGGAACUAUCUUCAUAAUUUAACCUAAAUUUUGAAUGAAUUUUGGAUGAUAAAGUUCGAAGGUUUGAAAAGGGGAAGAUUUAAAAAUUCAAAUGUUGUAGAAGAUAACAGCCAUUAGGUAGCUUCACCAAUAUAAUCUAACACCCAUUUUGUACCAACCACGAGUCGGCUUCGGCAGCAAUCCCAGAAGUCAAAGACAAUCCCUCAUGAUUCAGAAGCCACCGGUGGAUCACCCACCCCCAUCUCUCCGCCUCAUGCCUUUCUUCAACUUCCUGAUUUAUAUAUAUAUCUUACAGCCCCUGCAGCUCUGAAUUCAUUGCCACAGAGCUUUGUUCAAAUUAGUUAAGACAAGAAAUCAAUGGAAAUGAAGCCUUGGACAGGAACCUUGACGGCAAUGCUACUCGUACUGGCUUCCGCCAUGGCGUUUCAAGGCCGUGCUCAAGACACUUCCUGCAUGAAUAGGUUAAUUCCAUGCCUAAAUUACCUGAACGGAACUCGAGAUCCGCCGUCGAGCUGCUGCAAUCCUCUGAAAUCGGUGAUCGACUCCAAUCCCGAUUGCCUCUGCGCUUUAAUCAGCAGAGACGGAAGCGAUCGAGCAGAGCAAGCCGGCAUCGAUGUCAGCCAGGCUCAACUCCUGCCCGGCCGAUGCGGCGAACAUGUUAAUCCGCUCUCUUGCCUCGCCGCCGCCAAUAACGCCCGCUCGCUCUCCAUCUCUUCCACUCUGCAACUGAUUUCGCUUACGAGUACCGCAUCGCUUCUCAUGUCUGGAGUUCUUCGCUUUUAGGGUUUUUGUAUCCAUUAAUGCCCCUCUCCAUUUUAGAGGCUUAUAUAAUGUGACCUUUUGUUUUAAUGGCA